Acaulospora colombiana is the source of this 939-nucleotide messenger RNA. The record is from the annotation of a GenBank genome assembly. Lineage: Eukaryota; Fungi; Glomeromycota; Glomeromycetes; Diversisporales; Acaulosporaceae.
CUUGCCGCAGAAAUUUAUCUUAAGGACGUUGGUCGAUCGAAACUUGCGGUAAUUAAUGCUAAUUUGAAAUCGAUUAACAAUCAAGUUUCGUUACUUUCCAGAAAUUAUGGAGAAUCUCUGAAACCCACAUAUUUACUGGGGAGAAUUAACAUGUUUGAGCUGAUGAACCAGCUAACUCAACAAAUUUACGGGAGCCGAGUCUUACUGGAAGAAGAUAUAAAUAAUUCGACAUCAACUAUUUACAUCGAAUCGCCCAGAGUUGUUAUCAAAUUGAGUAGUAACAAUAUAAAUGUGGAGACUAAAGAUAAUGAGACUAGAAAAAUCGUGCAAGAAAUUUUGUUUAAACAAUUGAUGCAUAUAUUCCUCUAUCUCGCCCCCGUUUACUUUGUAUACCUGUUGAGACAUUAUUGUUUCCAAAGGAUCGUAGGGACAGCCGCUAAAAAAUUGGGGUGGCGACUCAAUGAACUGGCUUUAUCCUCCAUUACCAGAGGUCUGGUUGGAGACACCAAUUAUGCUAUCUUACCGCAAAUUCAAGCCAAUCAUACGUUCGCCGUCACUUUAGUUUUUCAGGCCGAUGCUCAAGAAAGGGAGUUGUCACAAUUAAUAUAUGAAGCAUUGGCCCCUUCAAUAAGACUUGAAUUGUUGCCUAAAUCAACAAUUGAUAUCUAUAUCACUAUUCUGGAAAAUGAUGGAACCGCUUCGUGUUUAGCUGCCGCUGUUACAUGUGCAUCAGUAGCAGUUGCGGAUGCCGGAAUCGAAAUGUUGGAUCUGUCAUACAUUAAUGGAGAGAUUUAUAUGGAUUGCGAUUUAAUAGAGGAACAACAUGAAUCUGGAUCAUUGGUUAUAUCCUAUAUGCCUUCAUUAAAAGAGGUAACUCAUAUAUUGCAAUCUGGAGAAGCAGAUUCAACUUUGAUUACUCAGGUAAAAUUUUGCGCUUAA